AUGUCGUCGCUAUCGAACUGCGAAGAAGAAGACUUCAAAAUUCUUGUUGCAACAGACAUACAUUUAGGAUUUGAAGAAAAAAAUUUAAUCAGAGGUAAAAUGCAAUGAAAUAAUCCUAAUACUACAGUACCACUGGUACUAGUUACGAAUGGUAUAGUCUGGAACAUAGAAAUAAAUAGUUAUCUCCCUAUUGCUAUCACAAUUUUUUAAAAAUUAAUCUUAUAUAUAUUUGAUGUUCCUUGCAGUUGUUAUUUUUCAGACUUUCUGUAGUAUAUAUGAGUUUGGUAUAUACUAAUUAUUGAUGUAAAUUAAAAAUGUCAACAGUAAAAUAAAUUUCAACUGAAACUAUCAUCUAUUUAUGGAAUUUUUAAUAUAGGGUGCUAUUCAAAAAUCAAAAAUAGUAGUUUCACCCCCGAAAAUAUGAGUAACAGAAAUAUUGGAAAUUUAACAUUUUAGAACUAUUUGUUUUAUAAGUUGUUCAAGAAUAAAAAAUUCCUAAAAAGUAAAUACUUUCCGAGAUAAUGAAUAUUAAUUUAAGAAUUAAUUACACCUCUAAAUAUUUAGAAACAAAAUGUUUUUCCUAUAUCUAUGGAACCACAUGGCUCAUCUAAUAUAAUAUAAACAAGUUACAUAGCAGGUGGCAGGUGCAAAUAGGUGCCACUAGUUCCUUGAACAAAACUUAAACAAAAUUCAAAAUGCACUCUUAAGUACUUGCCAACAAUUUUAAAAUGUCAUUAACAUAUAAUUUAAUUUCAUUCAUACAAAACACCCUUAAGCAGCAGAGCUCCUAUACUAGAAGUAAUUUGUGUCCUACCUAUUUUGUAUUACACAAAUAUUCUUUGUCAAACUAUAAUAGGUAAUACAAUACCAUACUAUACAAUACUACAACUAUAAUACUAGGUAAAACAAAAAUGAUAGAAAUUAAGGAUACAAAUAGUAGAGGGGUGAGUUGAAAGUCAAAACUCUCAAAAGGCACAUCCUUGAUACUAAUACUAUUUACCUAUAUAAAAAUAUCAUCCCAUUGAAUUUAACUCAACUUUUAUCACUUCAAUCCUUUAAAACAAUUUUCAUUUCUGAGUUUGAGCUUAUUUGGUCCAGAGGGAGACAGUAUAAGUGUUCAAAAUAAGUAAUAAAAAUUACUUUCUUACCUUUGGUAUUCUUUCUUUUUAUUUAAACUUAGAAUAAUAUUAAUUAGGUUUUCUUAUAAACAGUAGUACAUAAUUAUUAAAUAAUAAGUCAGCAAUUGGCCAAAUAUUUAUAUUAAGACUAACUGUACAAAAUAUGAAAAAAUACAACCAAGAAGUGCACAUGUAAUUUAUUGAUUUUAAGGCCUAUGAUUGCAUUCAUCAUGAAUCUUUAUUGUGUAUUUAAUCAAUUUGUUCUCCUAAUAAAAUUAGUUAUCCUAGCAUGAAUAUCGGCAGAUAAUAAAAUGUUAUUUCAGAUUAAACAAAAUGAUAAAUUCAAGAAUGCUGUCCAAAAUAGAACCUUAAACUGACCCUUAAGGUGUAAAUUUAUAGAACUCUUAUUUAGCCUAUGAUUAUGUAUGUAUGUGAAACUUGGAUCCUUCAUAAGUUACAACAAAAUGACCUUAUAGUAUUUGAAAGAAAAAUUCUAAGGUAUAUUUUUGGCCCUUGUGUAGGUACGAAUAGGUAUAUAUAUAUGUGAGUGGUAGGUCGGAAAUAAUAUGAAGUUUAAGUAGAUGGCUUAAUCAAAAAUCCAAUCAAAUAGAUGAAAUAAGGAAAAGAUGGCUCAAUUGGGCUGGUCACACAUGAAUGUUUACUUAGACAUAUAGUACAAUGUAGUAAGAAGGGAAUAAUCAAUAGAAAGACUGAGUUUAAGUUGGGAAAACUAAGUUAAAAAAGGCUUGGAGCAAAUUGAUAAAUCUUAGUAGAAAAAUGGCAUGGUAUAUGUUUGUUAGUAUGAUUUUGUAGACUAAAGAAGAUGAAAUAAUUGUUACACUAAUCGUUGUUUCUCAUCAUAUUAUAAUAAUAAUAUUUAUUUCAGCUGAUGAUUCAUUCAAUACAUUUGAAGAGGUGUUACAAUUAGCAGUCAAACACCAAGUUGAUUUUAUUUUGUUAGCUGGUGAUUUAUUCCAUGUUAACCAACCUUCAGUAACUAGCUUAGAACGAUGUAUUUCACUAUUGCGUACUUAUUGUUUGGGUGAUAGGUAAAUAUUAUUUUAUAGACAUGUAUAAUGUCUAAUAAAUAAAAAGUUUGAUUAUAAUAGAAAAAAAAAAAUCACUUUCUACCUAUUAUCUUUCACAUUUUUUUUUUUUGUUUACUUUGAUAGAUUGUUUUAUAAUAAAGUUAUUCUGCAUAUUUCAAUUACUGUGUUAGCUACUAUAUAUUUUUUUUUUUAUAUAUAUACAUAAUAUAGACCUAUAAAUAUAGAAUUUGUAAGUGACCAAGCUGAAAUAUUUAAACAUAGCCAUCAUCCUAUAGUCAAUUUUGAAGACCAAAACUUAAAUGUUUCUAUUCCUGUUUUUUCAAUUCACGGCAAUCAUGAUGAUCCUUGUGGUAAAAUAUUUUUUCUUUAUUUAUUGUAUUUUUUUCAAAAUUAUAUAAGAUUAAAUGUUAUUUGCAAGGUUAUAGAGAAAUAUCCUGCAUGGACCUUUUAAGUUCAAUGGGUUUGAUUAAUUAUUUUGGAAAACAAACAAAUCUUCAAGACAUUAAAAUUGUACCUAUUUUAUUAAAAAAAGGAAAUAAUAAAAUUGCAAUUUAUGGUUUGAGCCAUAUUCGCGAUGAAAGACUGGAACGGUUAUUUAAAGAUAGAAAAGUACGAAUGCUUCGUCCAAAAGAAGAUGUAGAUGAAUGGUUCAAUAUAUUUAUGUGUCAUCAAAAUCGUGCUAAACGGCCAGGUACUAAACAUUUACCAGAAAAUGUUAUACCACGAUAUAUGGAGCUCACUAUUUGGGGACAUGAACACGAAAGUUUAAUUGAUCCUGUUCUUAGGGAUCCUUGUGGUUAUAUUAGUCAGCCAGGUAUUACAACUAAUAGUCAGUUUUAAAAAUAUAACUGUAUUUUUAUAUUCUAUUUAUUAUAAAGCAUGCCAAAUUUCUAUAAAAUAUUUAAUCAAAUAAGUAUAUUAUUUUUUUAUUAGGUAGUACAGUAGCGACAUCUAUGUGUGAAGGAGAAUCUGGUACUAAAUAUGUUGGAUUGUUAACUAUAAGAACACAGGGGAAAAAAGAAUUCAAAAUUGAACCUCUAGAAUUGAAAACUGUUAGGCAGAUGCAUUUUGAAACAAUAAGAUUAUCAGAAUGUGAAGAAGAUGUUAGUAAUUCAAAAUAUACUCAAGAAUUUUUAAAGCAAAAAAUUGAGGAUAUUUUAUCAGAUUUAAAUUUUAAAAGAAGUGGUAUGACUUACAUUUAACUAUUGCUUUGAAAUUUGUAUUAAAUAUUGAAGGUAUUUUAAUUAAUCAUAGUUAGUAAUUCAUCUUAAGAUCAUUUUCUGUAUCUAAUCAAUAAAGACCAGAUUUACAUAUACUUAUAAAGGUAAAAAUAUAAAAGAAAUAAUACAAAACAUGAAGUAUAAAAUUUAAUAAUUAAUGUUUAUAAAUUAUAAUUUUACUUAUAAUAUUCAUUUAAACACUAAACAAAAACAAAUGUAUACAACUACAAUAAUAAUUAAUAAGAGUUUUUUUUUAUCUGUAUUACCAUGGUAACUCAUAAAUCAAUAAAAAUAGUUAGUUUUUUGUGAAAUAAAAUUUUAUGGGGUGAAUUUCAAUAAACUUUCAGACAACACAAUACAUUUUGCAAAAACCCUGUUAAAACCAAUCCAUUACAUUUUUUCUAUUAAUCUUAUACAGGCAGACAGAUAUCUGUUUUUUUAUGUAUAAAUCUUAAAGCAAAAAUAAACCAUUACUAAUGAUCAAAAUUUAAUCUUAAAACCAUUGUCAAAAAAAAUUAUAUAAAUAAAUUACUUUCUUACUCACCAACUAGAUCCUAAAUGCAACAAAUUUUCAGGACAAGUUGGAGCAAGUUUUCUGGUCAAAAAGUUGUUAACAGACAAAUAAAAAGAAACACGCAUAUAGUGUGCAAAACUAAUAGAUUCCUCGCUAUACUCUAAAUCUAAAACACAAAAAUAAUAUAAAGCCAAUAUUUACACACAAAUGUGUAAAAAGUAUAUAGGUUGAUAUACUUAACCUGAUACUAAAAAAAUCCAUAUAUGUAAUUAGAUGAGAUUAAAAUAACAUAUAGGUGUGUAGGUACCUAGUAAGUACAUGUUGGUAAUCUAAAAUAGAUAAUACUGAUUAAUACAAUUCCUACACAGUCAAAAAUUGUAAGUUUAAUAAAAUAAAAUAUUUAGCAAUACAUACAAUUGUACACACCUGAUAUUCAGAAAAAUGAAUUUCAAUUAAGUUAUGCCCUAACCUGAAUAUAUAUGUAUGUAAAUAUUAAUUAUGUUUAGGUCACCAUAAACAACCAAAAUUACCAUUAAUACGACUGAGAAUUGAAUACACUAGUGAAACUCAACAUUUCAAUGGUAUUCAAUUUGGGCAACAGUUUCAAGACCGUGUUGCUAAUUCAAGUGACAUGAUUUUAUUAAGAACAGAAAAAAAAAGUAUUGAAAAAAAACCCAGAUGCAUUGAUGACAAUGCUCUAGCAGAUAUUGUUGAUAUUGAAGAAGUAUUAAUUUUAUAACUUUUAUUAAUUUAUACAUUCAAAUUAAAUAUAUUAUGAUUUAAUAUUCAGGUGGAAAAAAUUGAACAUAUUGUUGAUCAAUAUUUUAAAACUGCUUCUGAGGAUAAGCAGCUGGAAUUAUUAUCUGUGAAUGGUAUGGCUGAAGCAGUUGAUUGGGCUGUCAAUAAAUCAUGUCCAGAUGCCAUAAAUAGGGUUGUUAAGUAAGUAUUUGAUAACAAGUAUUGCACCAAAAUAAAUUGUACUGUGUGUAGUUAAGUCACUUAAAUAAAAUUUUCAAAUAUAAAGAAGUACAAUAUGUACUUAUUAAAAUAAUUUUAACAUAAUAUCAAGUCAAAUUAAUAAACUUGAUUUUACAAAAUAAAAAAUUAAAACGUUUUCAGACAUCAAAUGAAAAAAGUAAGGAAUUAUGUAACAAAACAAGAAGAUCUCGAUGAAAUUAAUAUUUCAGAGUACAUUACUAGUUAUCAUAUCUCUCAUACUCAAAAAUCAAAAGAAGAAGUUAAUAAAGUAUGAUUUUUAUAUACUGACCAUAAAACAAUACAGUAGUAUAUUUAACAUUUAUUAUUUUGAUUAUAGGUUCGUGAACUAUUAAAUUCCCAGGCUAUAACUCAACCAGCCAAACAUCAAACGGAUUCUAUUGACGAAUCAAAUAAUUCUUCUGUUCUGUCAGAUGAUGAAUUAAACAAUUCUUCUACCAAUAUAAGUACUAGAGGAAGAAGAGGUGUUGGUAGAAGAGCUUCAAGAGCUUCUACUAGAGGCCGAAGAGGAAGAGGUCAGACUACACUUAAUUUUUAA
Messenger RNA from Cinara cedri, 5435 nucleotides. NCBI's taxonomy places the organism in Eukaryota, Metazoa, Arthropoda, Insecta, Hemiptera, Aphididae. The record is from the annotation of a GenBank genome assembly.